This is a messenger RNA of Cyclospora cayetanensis, 1134 nucleotides long. Its product is annotated as lysophospholipase D GDPD1. Gene Ontology annotation, biological process: glycerophospholipid catabolic process. The coding region runs from base 1 to 1134 and encodes 377 amino acids. Gene Ontology annotation, molecular function: phosphoric diester hydrolase activity. Lineage: Eukaryota; Apicomplexa; Conoidasida; Eucoccidiorida; Eimeriidae. The record is from RefSeq and is a predicted model, not a curated record. The transcript has a single exon.
AUGGGAAAUGUCGUAUCCACGGAUUCGCUCCCUUUUUUCUCUCCCUACACCCUUGGUUGUUCCCUGCUCUGUUGCUUCGUCGGGUCCAGCUGGGUAUUGAACCGCUGGCCCCAUAUGCUGCACAAACGACGCGGAAUCCUCACAGGGGGGCCCCUGGACGGCCCUAUGCCUGUCUGCAUAGCCCACAGGGGCGGCCAAGCGGAGGCCCCGGAGAACACACUGAGUGCGUUCAAGUAUUCCAUUGAGGAAUGCGGGUGUGAGAUGAUCGAGCUGGAUGUUUGGGUCAGCAAGGAUAAGCAGCUAGUCGUAGUGCACGAUGACAAUUUGUCGAGAGUUUGUGGCACUGACACGCGAGUUAAAGACACAGAUUACGGGGCUCUGCCUCGGGUUCGUUCCUCAAAGGAAAUAGAGCUAGGGGCGGCUGCGGAACCAAGCACCCCUGAAUGCUCGCAUGCAGGCUCGUUCUUCGAAUUUUUCCCCGAGUUCAAGUGCUUUCCAAGACAGUUCGAGGGAGAAAAGAUGCCCUUGUUGGAAGAUGUCUACAAAGCCUUUCCGUCAGCUCUCAUUAACGUCGAUAUGAAGGGGCCUCUAGACCAUCAGGCCAUACGCGACGUAGUUGCACUCACACGGCGAUAUAAGAGAGAGAAAAAAACUGUUUUUGGAGGGUUUAUGCAGCAAAAGCUAGAUCUCAUCAAGAAAGAGUUUCCUGAAGCUGUGAUGGCCGUGGGUCCCCGUCGUACUUUCCUAUAUCUACUGUCCUACUACCUGGGAAUCCUCCCUUUCAUUCGCAUUCAUGAAGACAUCUUUGAAUUUCCGGUGUCUUACGCAUAUGUCAAACGUGAGGCUCUGCGUAUUGCAGCAAAAAGGCGGGAGAGGGCACCCAGGUGCCUCCAGUUCCUUUUUGCAGAUGCUGUAGCACGGGCAGAAGCCUGGCUCACCUUCUCCCUGAUUACAAAUCCAGGAUUUGUAAGCGCAUUGAAGCGGAGGGGUCUUCUCGUCUUAGGCUGGGUGGUAAACAAGGAAGAAGAGUACAAGGACGCUCUUGACAGGAUCGGAUGCCACGGUCUGAUGACCGACAGGCCCAUGCAUCUCAGACAGUACCUUGAUAUGCGUAACAAAAAGUGCAAAAAGUAA